This is a messenger RNA of Prunus armeniaca (apricot), 354 nucleotides long. The record is from the annotation of a GenBank genome assembly. Lineage: Eukaryota; Viridiplantae; Streptophyta; Magnoliopsida; Rosales; Rosaceae.
AUGCCUAAUGUGGUUGAGAAGUAUUUGGAGAAGGUGAAAGUAGGCGGCAACAUCAUAAAGCCGGAUGCAUUGCUUCCAAAUGAUAUCAUAACAUAUGUAAAAGAUAAGGAUGUCCGCGAAGCAGCUAAGCUUCAGUGGAAGGCAAUGUUGGAGGACAUGUACCUAAAGGGGCAAAAGCAGGGCGAGGGUUUGGGCAAAUUUAAAAACUGCUUGGCAGUGUGUAACAUCACCACUAGUUUCAUGGGCGAACCAGCCAUAGAAUUAGUAGCGAGAUUGGGAAUUUUGGUGUUUGAACUGAAUGAAGAGCCGGCAUGGAAAAGAAAGGUGAUAGGUCUUGGUCCCUUACCUAAUUAG